This is a messenger RNA of Meloidogyne enterolobii, 782 nucleotides long. Lineage: Eukaryota; Metazoa; Nematoda; Chromadorea; Rhabditida; Meloidogynidae. The record is from the annotation of a GenBank genome assembly.
UCUCCACAAAAAAAUGAAAAUAUUUAUUAUUAUUUUAUUAACACUUUUUGGAAUUGUUUUGGCUGGAGAUGCUGAGGACGGCCUUUCGAAAGUUGGAAGGAAAGUUGAUGAAUUUGGACAGGAUGUUAGUGAAACAGUUAAUAAAUUGUCUAAAACUGAGGGAGGUCAGAUUUGGUGUCCCGUGCCGGCUGUGGGCACUCGUUGCCCUGACAGCUCUGUCUUCCAUUACUUCCGUUGCUGUGGGACUUUGAAUAAUGAAUGUUGUCUCAAAUUACAAACAUGGGCUUUUGUUCUACUCGUAGCUGUUGGCGUUUUGAUUGCUUCUUUGAUUUUGCUUAGCGUUAUACGCUGUGUUUUUUGCCGGCGGAAAUAAAUUUUGAAAAUUGAAGAAUUUUUUUAAUUUUAAUUUUUUACAUUUCUUUUAAAACCGCUAAAUAUAGGCCAAAUUAGUGUGUACUGUCUAAACCUUGGAAAAAAGAAAAAUGCUUAUAAAAUUGAUAAGAUUUAUUCUGAUUGGGGCAAAGAACCAUGCUCAAUUGGCCUAGCUUUAUUCCAGUUGUAUAAAGUAAAAUUAAAAAAUAUUUUUUUUUAAAUAUAAAAAAAAUUUUGUAAUUAAUUUAAACAUAAUUUUAUUUAAAUUUCAUGUAUGAGCAGUAUAUACUUAUAUAAAUAUAACAUAUGUAAAUGCUAACCGAGCUUAUGGUUUAAUGGUUAAAUGGGAUAAACUUGUAGGGGUCGGGGAUUCGAACCCUUUUGUGGAAAAUUAUUUUAUAAUUAAAUUA